GUGGUUGUCAAGCAAACUUUUGCUUGUGAGCAAAGUACUCUGUCUGUAAAAUGAGUAGAUGUUUUUAGUCUGCAUUUUCCUGCAACGGGUUGCCGUGAGAGAUGAGUUGCUGUCAUGUGUCUAUGACCCGGGAGGUCCGGCCCGGCACAGCACGGGUCCUAGUGACUGAGCUGAGUGGAUCAGGCCACAUCAACCCAACCCCUGCCACCAAACCGCAUGAGGACUCUGAAACAGCAGUGGGGCUUUACCUCUCUCCAGAGAAGCUGGAAUCGCUGUGUGGAACUCGGGACCUCUCUCUCGUGACCUCACUGGAGAUCUGCGUAGACACACAAGAAAACACAUUGGGUAACUUCGGUGCCUACUUGCCCAAGCUGGUGAAGCUCAAAAUGAACAACAGCACCAUUAUGUCAGUAAGAGACCUGGGAACCACCCUCUCUCACCUGCAGGUGCUGUGGAUGUCUCGCUGCUCACUACAAGACCUAGAUGGCAUUUGUACUUUCACUUCCCUCAAGGAGUUGUACGUGGCCUAUAACAAUGUGUCAGACCUGAGUCAGGUUGGCAUGUUGGAGAAACUGCAGCUGUUAGAUCUGGAAGGGAAUGAUGUGGAUGACCUUGUCCAGAUUCAGUAUCUGGGGUUGUGUGGCAAACUCCAGACACUCACCCUGGAAGGAAACCCUGUUUGUGUGCACCCAAACCCCAAUGCCAUCCAGACGGCAGACUAUAGUUAUCGGGCUGCGGUGAGGGAGUUGGUCCCUCAGCUGCGUUACCUAGACGAUUUAAGGGUGGAGGAUGAUGGGCUGAGCUCCAGCAGCACCAUGGGAGAGGACUGGGCCAUUCUCCGAAACUCCAUCAGAGACUGCAACUCCUCUCAGGCAGCUAUUGAAGACGAGGAAACCGCAGACAGUGCAUAUCCUUACAGCAGACCCGACUCAGCCAGGCGCCCUGCUUCCAGCGGCUCUUGCAUCAGGCCCCUUUCGUCAGCUGGCUCCAGACCCCACACUGGAUCCAGACCCAUGUCAGCGACCAGGCCUGGAGUUCUCUCCCCUCCUGGAUCUAGACCUGGUUCUGCAGACUCAGAUCUGGCAACGAUAGAAGCAGAAACCAGCACCCUUACGCAUGGAGCUGGCAUGAUUCUCUUCUGUGGAAACCCAGUCAAGGCUAUUCGAGCCAGGCGAGAAAAGUUAAGGACAGCACCGACCAGAUCUACUUUCACCCCCCGUGACCUUCCCAUCCAUAUACCAGAACACACGUACGACCUUGAGGAGCCUGAUGUUAGAGAACGCAGGGAUGUUUUUGCGGAGCUUAGAGCUUGGAGGGAUCAGCACAGCAGGCGUCUCGAGGCCAUAGAGACAGAAAGAUUACCACAGGUCCUGGCUAUUUGUCACAGUGAUGAAGAGGAGGGGGAAGAUGAUGACGAAGAAGACGGAUUUAGAGGUGUAGGGCAGGACAGUAGUGAUGAAGAACAUGGAGCGGAGAAGCAUGGUGACAGCGGAGGUCCUGCCUUACCAGAUUCCUCUCUCCAGUUUCUCUCCCAAGCCCUGCAUCACAGAGAAGCCUCGUCCCCUGAGGUGGCUGCUCUCUCCCUGAACCCAGACACCACACCAACACCUUCUCCCCCUCCCAGUGCCAUACUAACAACUGGAAUUCGCAAGCCACCAGGGCUCCGUGCACGUAGGCUUCGACUUAGCCGGAACAACUCAGAACAUUUAUCUGAUUUCAGCAAAGUAGGGCGCUCCCCUGGAUCAGGUACACCUGCUGGAGACGCAGAGCUGAAACUCCAGACGGUCCAGCAGUUGACUACAACCGACGAGCCUCUUUUGCCUCAGCCUGCAUACAUACCUCGCCCACCUCCAACAAGUGCCCUUGGUGAAGGGCUCAUGAGUUCAUGUGCAGAGAUGGACUUAUCGAGUAUACAUUCUGGCAGCAAGCAUCUUCAAAUCCCUCAGAUGUCCAAACUCCUGGACAGACCAGCCAUUACUCGUCCUCACACAGCCAGGGCAGCUCUACAGAAACAUCACCAGCACUACGCACACCAGUCCUGCAGAGAGAGCUCACACCCAGACUGACACCAGAGUGGGCAGAUGUUCGAAUGUCUGGCUAGCGAUCCGAAUGAUUAGUGUGACAUUCCCUUAAGAACAGAGAGGUAGCAUGGAGGCCAUUAAGGGGCGUUCCUUUUAUGGGCUCACAACAAACUUUGAUAUGUGUUGGAAUUACUGGUAUUUUGCUUUAUGAUGUUCUUUUUUUCCUGUCUUUUUUAUAAAGAGUUAUACGAUGUUGAAAGCACAGAAAUGUUGGGACUGACCAACACACCUACACCCAAUGACCUCA
This is a messenger RNA of Anoplopoma fimbria (sablefish), 2328 nucleotides long. It is a transcript of the gene lrrc56, whose product is annotated as leucine rich repeat containing 56. The record is from RefSeq and is a predicted model, not a curated record. The transcript is spliced from 13 exons. Lineage: Eukaryota; Metazoa; Chordata; Actinopteri; Perciformes; Anoplopomatidae. Bases 102 to 2066 code for a protein of 654 amino acids.